Messenger RNA from Nerophis ophidion (straightnose pipefish), 4035 nucleotides. RefSeq names its product small ArfGAP2 (gene smap2). Gene Ontology annotation, molecular function: GTPase activator activity. Bases 398 to 1627 code for a protein of 409 amino acids. NCBI's taxonomy places the organism in Eukaryota, Metazoa, Chordata, Actinopteri, Syngnathiformes, Syngnathidae. Gene Ontology annotation, biological process: regulation of clathrin-dependent endocytosis. The transcript has 9 exons. The record is from RefSeq and is a predicted model, not a curated record.
CCGCAGGAAAGAAGCUGAAUUAUUUAUUAUGUUGAGGCAGGGGAAGAGCAGCGUUGGAAUAAGAGUGUCUUGCGGGCGGAUCGAGUGCAUAUUUCGAAUGUAUGAGAGUGUUAGAGGGUGGACGCGGUUUUUCCCCCCCUUUCUUUUUAUUUUAAGUGCGCACAUUUAAACGCGCCUCCACUAAGCCGCAUGCUGUUUGGCUUUUCAAGGCAAGGAUCGUCACCAUCCCGCCGUGGCUUGACCGGAGGAGGAGGAGGAGGAGGAGGAGGAGGAAAGAAGGAGGAAAGGAGGAAGGACUACCGCUUCCAGUCAUUUUGAUCUGAGGAUACUCGGACUGUGCAGUAGUAGUAAAACAGGACAGUGAUACAGGACUGAAGGCGAGGUCAACUAUUGCGCAAUGAUGACGGGCAAAUCUGUGAAAGACGUCGACAGAUAUCAGCCGGUGCUCAACUCUUUGCUGGCGCUGGAGGAGAACAAAUUCUGUGCGGACUGCGAGUCAAAAGGUCCCCGGUGGGCGUCAUGGAAUUUGGGCAUCUUUAUCUGCAUAAGAUGCGCGGGUAUUCAUCGAAAUCUGGGGGUCCACAUCUCCAAAGUCAAGUCCGUCAACCUGGACCAGUGGACCCAGGAACAGGUCCAGUGUGUUCAGGAGAUGGGCAACGCCAAGGCCAAGCGUCUCUAUGAGGCUUUUCUACCAGAAUGCUUCCAGCGGCCGGAGACGGACCAGUCUGCGGAAGCCUUCAUCAGGGACAAGUAUGACAAGAAGAAGUACAUGGACCGGGUCAUCGACAUCCAGAUGCUCAGGAAAGAAAAGAACUGCGAGAACAUCCCCAAGGAGCCGGUUGUGUUUGAGAAAAUGAAAUUGAAAAAAGAGGGCAGCCCGAAGACAGGCUCUCAAGGUGUUACGGACUUGCUCGGAUUCGAUGGUCCAAGUCCGGCAGUUUCCAAUGGAGUCUCCAACACUACGACUGAGAGUUCUAAGCCUGCGCCUUCUGCCUUGGAUGUCUUCAACACCUUCUUGGAUCCUUCUACUUCCUCCUCAAACAACACAGCUGCCUCCACCUUCUUGCCUCAGAGCAGAGUGACCGCCUCUGUGCCUGAAAACCUCAGCCUCUUCCUGGACGCGACCCCCAAGAAGGCGGAAGGCGCUUUUAGGAAGCUGUCCAAGGACUCGAUUCUCUCCCUGUAUGGCUCCACCCCAUCAGUGCAUUUCAGCAGUAUGGCGUCCAAUCACGGCUUGUACAUGAACCAGAUGGGAUACCCCACACACCCGUACGGCUCUUACCAUUCCUUAGCCCAGGCUGCUGGGGUGGGCGGGGCCACGGUGAUGUCACAGAUGGGUGUCCAACAGAACGGCUUGAUGGCGGGACAGCAGAACGGGGUGAUGGGACAGCAGCAGAGUGGAUUAUUGAUGCAGCAGCGGAGCGGCGAGAUGAUGGGACAUCCGGCGGCGUUACCGCGGCAACAGUUUGGCGCUCAGCAGCAGCAGUGGAAUGUUGCACAGAUGACUCCGCAUAUGUCCGCCAUGAAUCUCUGCAACACCGGCGGCGUGAUGCAGUACACCAGCCAGCCCUCAGGGGGCGCCGCGGCCGAAGGUUCUGCACAUAUGACAGCGCACGUCUGGAAAUAGUCCAGGAUACGGAGAUUGACUGUGCUGAGGUCAGUACAAAAAUGGAAGAGGAGGAGACCCGAGUAAGACUAAACUACCUCUUCCUGACUCCCGGGUCUACUUCCUGGCUCCCGGGUCUACUUCCUGCCUCGGCCCAGCUUCACCAACGUCAGCGUUUGCCUUCAGAACAUUCCUCCCAUGCAGCAACUGGGUCAGACACGCACAUGGAUCCUAUUAUUUCUAUUAGUGCAUCUCAUUCGCCAGUGAGAUUUAUUUUGACGAUGUCCGGUGGAAUACGUUAUGGUCAUCUCCAACAUUAUUGAUCAUUCUAUUCCUCCUUGUUUGUGUUAUGCAGGGCAAGUGAGGUCAUAGGUCACGUGAAUAUUCAUGAGUUAGCCUGCACAUCGUGCUAAAAAUUCUAAAAUGUCUGGUAAAUGAGUUUAAAAUGUAUAGUAGGCCGUGUUAAAAGGCCUAUUAGACUAUAUAUCUUGUUCAAUUAGGAGCAAUAUUAUCUCUGAUGCACUUUGUCAGCUCAACCCCAAUGACCAAAAAUGGCCGCUUGGCAAAAAAAAAAAGGUUUGUUACAAUUUGGCAAGUUAGAACUCAUUAAAGGCAAUAAUGAAAAAAAAAUGUCCGAUACCACAACGUUAAUAGGGCCUUGAAUAUUAUCCGAAAGCAACAUUGAUCCGAUAUCAGCACAAAUCAAACAUACCGUAUUUCCUUGAAUUGCCGCCGGGGCUCUAUUUAAUUUAAAACGUCUUCUCACCCCUGCGCUUACCAAAGGCAUGGGGUAAAAGUAAGCAUGCGCUAAUUAAUUUAAAACCUCUUCUGAAUCCGGCGCUUACCAAAGGCAUGCAGUAAAAACUUGAGUGUGAUGUAAGGAUACCAUCAUGAAAAGCACAUUUAAUAAAAAAAAAAACGUUAUUAUGGUCCUACCUUUAUGUAACGCAUGUGUCAAAUACUUACAUACAUUUGUGGAGACUAUUAGGCUCUUGCCUUUCUAUUUACUCUUUGCGCGCUUCCUAGUCACGUAACCGCCACAGUCCAAUCAGCUGUAGUUGUAUGCUGGUAGCAGGAAGUGACUGGUAUGCUCUUGCUUUUGCUAUUUACUCUUUGGGAACUCGGUGCUCUCUCCCUCAUCACGUGACGAGGGAGUUCCCAAGACAACUCCAGCCGUGCCCUGCCUGUCUGUCAUACCUGCCUGUCUGUCUUACCAUCGGCUCCACAGGUAUAUUAAUAAAACAUAGCUGCUUACUGCUCUUUUUAGCAUAGCAGUAUUCAAUUGCUUGGACCUUAUAUCCUACGGAAUAGCUCUUAAUCUUCUUCCCUUUCUGCGAUUUCAAAUUACCGGUAUUGAAAUCAGCCUUCUCCAUUUUGAAAAUGAUGACGGGGGAAGUGUCGCUCGUGACGUCACGAGUUUGACCCGGCAGUAAUUCAAGUCAGGCGCAUACUAUAUGCCCUGCGGCAAUUCAAGGAAAUACGGUAUUUUGAUGAAGUGAAGUGAGUCAAACAGACAACCUAUUUCUUAUUACCCGCCUGGAAUGGACUUAUGCUGUCUUCAGGUUAAAGUUAUUGCUUUUUUUCUCGCAACAUUUGGUGGCCACAAUAAGUUAAAUCCAUGACGCAGUUAGUUGAAUGAUGCGGACACGUUUCUUACCGGACACUUUCUAAUACACUUGUUCAUUGCAAUUAUAAUAAUUGAUACUUCACAAAUGUUAUAGUUUGUGAAGUAUAGCAGGACUGCUUGUAUCGCACACAAGUAAACACACUGCAGGACAGGUUGUAUCGAACAUUAUAUCCCACACAAGUAAACACACUGCAGGACUGCUUGUAUUGAACAUGAUAUCACACACAAGUAAACACACCGCAGGACUGCUUGUAUCGGGCAUGAUAUCACACAAGUAAACACACCGCAGGACUGCUUGUAUCGAACAUGAUAUCACACACAAGUAAACACUGCAGGACAGCUUGUAUCGAACAUGAUAUCACACACAAGUAAACACACUGCAGGACUGCUUGUAUCGUACAUGAUAUCACACACAAGUAAACAGUGCAGGACUGCUUGUAUCGGACAUGAUAUCACACAAGUAAACACACUGCAGGACUGCUAGUAUCAGACAUGAUUUUAAAAACAAGUAAAGAAGCUGCAGGACUAAUUGUAUCACAAAUGAUAUCACACACAAGUAAACAUGCUGCAGGACUGCUUGAAUCGCACGUGAAAUCACACACAAUUAAACACGCUGCAGGACUGCUUGUAUCGCAGGUGAUAUCACACACAAGUAAACACGUUGCAGGACUGCUUGUAUUGGACAUGAUAUCACACACAAGUAAACAGUGCAGGACUGCUUGUAUCGGACAUGAUUUUAAAAACAAGUAAAGACGCUGCAGGACUAAUCGUAUCACACAUGAUAUCACACACAAGUAAACAC